Molecule: messenger RNA, 2899 nt
Organism: Phyllostomus hastatus (greater spear-nosed bat)
Lineage: Eukaryota; Metazoa; Chordata; Mammalia; Chiroptera; Phyllostomidae
Gene: NCK2
Product: NCK adaptor protein 2
Exons: 7
Coding region: 614-1756 (380 amino acids)
Biological process (GO): negative regulation of endoplasmic reticulum stress-induced eIF2 alpha phosphorylation; positive regulation of endoplasmic reticulum stress-induced intrinsic apoptotic signaling pathway; negative regulation of PERK-mediated unfolded protein response
Molecular function (GO): protein binding
Source: RefSeq, a predicted model, not a curated record
CGCCGGGGGAGGGGUCGCCGGCGCCGUGGGGUUCGUCAGGCCCGAGCCGCGCGGUGGAACGGGCGGCGGGGAGGCUCGGCGGCGGGAGGCUCGCGGCGCCCGGGCCGGCGGCGUCCGGCCGGGCCGGCAGCGUCCGCGGAGCGGCGGGAAGAGGUAGCGGAACAGACAAAGAGCGGCUCCUGGGAGGGCGCGGCCGCCGCCCCGGGACCCGCGCCGCCGCCCUCCGGCCUCGGCUGGCGGUGGGCGGCAAGGACUUUUCCCUGGUGCUGUGUGUGCUGCCAUUAGGAGGAGGACACAGGGGCCAGCAGCCUUGAGGAUCAUGCCUGCUUCCAUAAUUUACCAGAUCUCAUAUAUUCCUUUUCUACAAGUGAUUUCUCAGACCAUAAUUCUCUGUUGAGAUUUGAGUUGGAUUUCAGAAUUUGGAGAAAUCCUGCAGCUUUGACUGCAGAAGUGUAAUCAGCUGAAAAAUUUACCUCUUGAGGAGUUGUGUGUUUUGCCAGUCAUCUCUUAUAGCUGAACACCAAAAUUCAGCUGCCAUCUUGUCCUACCCCGCCCAUCCUGACACUAACAUGUAUGAGGCCGUUGCCGAGGGACCAGAAGGACUCCAUGAAAGAUGACAGAAGAAGUCAUUGUUAUAGCAAAGUGGGACUAUACUGCCCAACAGGACCAGGAGCUUGACAUCAAGAAGAACGAGCGUCUCUGGCUGCUGGAUGAUUCUAAGACGUGGUGGCGGGUGCGGAACACUGCCAACAGGACGGGCUAUGUGCCGUCCAACUACGUGGAGAGGAAGAACAGCCUGAAGAAGGGCUCCCUGGUGAAGAACCUGAAGGACACCCUAGGCCUUGGCAAGACCAAGAGGAAGACCAGCACAAGGGACGCGUCCCCAACUCCCAGCACCGAUGCGGAGUACCCUGCCAAUGGGAGUGGCGCCGACCGCAUCUAUGACCUCAACAUCCCAGCCUUCGUCAAAUUCGCCUAUGUGGCUGAGAGGGAGGACGAGCUGUCUCUGGUGAAGGGGUCGCGUGUCACCGUCAUGGAGAAGUGCAGCGACGGCUGGUGGCGUGGCAGCUACAACGGGCAGAUCGGCUGGUUCCCCUCCAACUACGUCCUGGAGGAGGUGGAUGAGGCGGCCGCAGAGUCCCCCAGCUUCCUGAGCCUGCGGAAGGGUGCGUCCCUGAGCAAUGGCCAGGGCACCCGUAUCCUGCACGUGGUCCAGACGCUGUACCCCUUCAGCUCUGUCACUGAGGAGGAGCUCAACUUUGAGAAGGGGGAGAUCAUGGAGGUGAUCGAAAAGCCGGAAAAUGACCCAGAGUGGUGGAAGUGCAAAAACGCCGGAGGGCAGGUCGGCCUUGUCCCCAAAAACUAUGUGGUGGUCCUCAGCGAUGGGCCGGCCCUGCCUCCGUCACAUGCCCCGCAGAUCAGCUACCCGGGGCCUGCGGGCAGCGGGCGCUUUGCGGGCAGAGAGUGGUACUACGGGAACGUGACACGUCACCAGGCCGAAUGUGCCCUCAAUGAGCGGGGCCGCGAGGGCGACUUCCUCAUUAGGGACAGUGAGUCCUCGCCCAGUGACUUCUCCGUGUCUCUCAAAGCAUCAGGGAAGAACAAACAUUUCAAGGUGCAGCUUGUGGACAACGUCUACUGCAUUGGGCAGCGGCGGUUUCACACCAUGGACGAGUUGGUGGAGCACUACAAAAAGGCCCCCAUCUUCACCAGCGAGCACGGGGAGAAGCUCUACCUCGUCCGAGCGCUUCAGUGAUGCCUCCCCUCCAGCCUGCCACCUCCAGGCCAUGGUGCCUCACUCACUUUCCCAGGGCCAAGUGGGUAGCCCCCAGAAGACAUGAUGGGGCACAAGCUCUGCAGAGGGCCUGCUCCGUCCGGUGGCUAGUCCCCUACUGGCUUCCUUUGCCUGGUUGAUCUUUCUCUCCAGGUUGGUUGUUUCCAUCUGCCUCCUCUCCACCAUCCCAGGCCCUCGUUCCAUGUUCAAGGCCACUCUGCUACCAGCCAGUUUUAGAGAAUGGGAGGUGAAAGAGGGGUGAGUUUGUUCACUUUAUUUCUUCUGAGUUGGAAACAGCCUUAGUCUGUUCGCCUUGUUCAUGCUGUCAACUCCUCUCAGUUAGAAGACACCGGGCACAGGUGGAAUGCACCAAAGCUGCCCUUGACGAAGUGACCUACAGUGCACUCCAAGGUGGCCUCUCUGGAGAGCCCUGGGCUCCCACAUGCCAGGCAGCACAGGCAAAGGUCCCGGUCCCAGCAGCCCUUGUUCCUGUCCUUUGCUCUUACCUGGCUCCCAGACUCUCCAAGGAGUGAACACGUUUGCUGGUAGCAAUACUGGAACACCAGGUGAGAUAGUAGUGAGGAAGCUGUCCAGUGCCUUUGGGGCUGUACUUGCAAUAAGAAAGGAUUUCCUUGAAGGUCAGUCUGCAAGAGGGACUGGUGACUCAGAAAGAUAUGUUUUGGUAAUUUAUCCCCAAAUGUGCCAUCUACAUAGUGCUUUUUCUUCUUGCCCUUUGGCUUGUUUAAAUUUCACAAUUAUGUAUUUAAUUCUCAAAGUAAUAUGUAGCCAUUUGUUGACACUAAUACAGAUGAUUAAAGAAAAUAGCUGAUUUUUGGGGAAGGGAAGCUACCAACACUUUACACACAUACACAUAUAUAUAUGUUUUAUAUAUAUAUAUUAUUUGCUUUACAGGGAAAUGUUUCAGGGUUUACAAGAGAAUAUGUAACUGGUAGUAAGAGACACAGAAUGUUUGUUUUCUUUUUUCUUUACAUUUGAACUUCUUUAUAGUUUAAAUAUACUGUCUUGAGGUGGCACAUUCCUACAGUCAAAGAAGGGGUCUUGAGACCUCCCAAACUUGCAUACUCAGUUUUUUGGAUAUUGUAAUAAAAAAGUAUUAUGACAAAA